AUGCCAGCAAGUCAAGUUACCGACAGUGUGGAAUCAACACCGCCAAGUCCGAAAAAGCAGCGAAAUGGUUCAUCCGAUGACUCCAUAUUCCCAUACCCCUACUUGCCGACGGCCUGCGUCAUGGGCCAGGACGAGUAUAUUCGGCCACCGGAGUAUAGGGACCAGCUGCCAGCGAUGGAACCGGUUCGGAGUGAGUAUUUUCAUAUUGAAAUCGAGAGCUCAGCUGACCCGGCUUCAGGGACAGAUUCUGCCGAGUGGGGAGAUGACCAGACUGCAGCCAAACGUGCGUGUUUUGAGCCAAAGGUCACCGAUAGCAACAAAGAGCUCUUUCGAACUCACCACCCUUCCUUGAGUCAACAGACCGAUGUGUACUGGAGGGAAGAAUCGAUCGGCAGAUUCAUCUGGUUGGUAGAGGUUGAUGGCCAUUAUGUCGGUACUCACGCUGGGGGUAUUGGUAUCCAUCUUAUCCCACAGGGAUUCACCUACAAGCGAAAACCGGGCAUUUACACUUGCCUCUGGCCUUCCAACCACCACCGAGACCCUGUUCCGGAGUCACUGGAUCCUCGAAAGUUUCUGGCACCGACUCAUCUCAAUAUGCUACGAGAAAUGUACCCAACCUCGAUCGGCGCAAGAGUUUUCGUCAGUGGAUUCAUCGUGCUCCUUUUUAAGGAUUAUGCAGCCAUCAAAAAGUCCUGGACACAAGACAAAAUUUUACCUGUUUUCGGUAAUUUGAGAGUAUCCUACGAUGUGCUGGAAAACAUCCCAACGCAUCAGAAGAUUUGCAGCGGCGCCCCGGUCUCUAAUGAAUCAGAUCCUUCAAAAGCGCUCGCGGCACUGGGACUAAAGCUUCGUUUGCCGCAAGGUUAUGAGGCUAUCACAGUUCCCACACACGCCUUUGUCGCUUUGAGGCCUGUAAACUGGACGCUUUCUCUUCGAAUCAGCAGCUGGUACACUGCGAUCAAAGCAAUGCUAUCCCGGUUUGCUCUGGCCAUUGGACGCACUCGCAACACACUGGACCCGUAUUCGCCCCUUGGGCGGGGGGUCGGGACAAUUACGAAAAGUUAUGAUCCUACUGCAGAUGAACCCCUUUGCUACCCUACCGGGUUCUCGCAUGAUAUAUCCUUGGUCACCAAUCCCCGGGCCAAGGGACUACCCGAGAUGGAGGCGCCCAGCCGCACAGCAUGUGUGGUCGGAUGGGGCAGCUACGAAGAUGUGCAAGCUGAAGAACCAAUAUUUAUGACCGCCCUCAACGUGCAGAAUGGCAACCCCAUCCACAGGGCUGGUCAUGGUGUUUCGGCAACAGACAACAAAGUAGCACUUCACGAGGGAGCACAACAUCUUUGGGGAAAUCAAAACUUGACGCAAAACAUCUCAAUUCUAUGGAGGACUGAACGUGAGCACGACUCUCUGGAAGGCUUUUCCGGAUCAGUGCUUUGUCUCGGCAAGCGAGAAGAUAAGACAUGUCUAGCCGUCUGUUUCCAGAACUUCCAGUUCUCCAUGAUUUCCAAGAAGAAAUUACUUACUGAGCAUAGGCCUGCAUCUGUGGUCGAUGAUAUGCGUGAAUAUGCUCUAGUCAGGGGGAGCUUCUUGCUUCCGGAAGAGAUAAGGACAUCUGAAAUAUUGUGCCAUCCAUCCGCAACAUCACAGACAGCUUCGACUUUCCCUGCCAAGUCAGACCGCCAAGGUAUCCUGAGAAGAUCGUUGUCUUCCCCUGACAUCAAAUCCAAGGUCUGA
Molecule: messenger RNA, 1734 nt
Organism: Penicillium olsonii
Lineage: Eukaryota; Fungi; Ascomycota; Eurotiomycetes; Eurotiales; Aspergillaceae
Source: the annotation of a GenBank genome assembly